Bombyx mandarina (wild silkworm) is the source of this 369-nucleotide messenger RNA. RefSeq lists its product as uncharacterized. NCBI's taxonomy places the organism in Eukaryota, Metazoa, Arthropoda, Insecta, Lepidoptera, Bombycidae. The record is from RefSeq and is a predicted model, not a curated record.
AUGCGCAGCUCCGUCAGAGACCAGGGACAAGCGGACAAGCGUGGCAUCUUCGGCGAGCCCGGCGGCCUCUUGACUCCUCAUCUCCACCACGACUUGCAUCACGACCUGCACCAUAACUUCCACCACGACCUGCACCACGAUUUCCACCACGACUUGCACCACGAUUUUCAUCAUGACUUACAUCACCACGACCUACACCACCACGGGCACUUGCACGCUCCCAUCAUUCACGACCACUUCGACCAUGCUCACAUCCACACCCCAAUCAUACACGAGCCCCUGCUUCCUAGCACCACCAUCAUUAAGUCUUCAAGGCUGAUCCACCCAGUGAAGCAUAUAAUCAAACACUAUAAUUACGGUGGAUGGUAG